GAGUGACGCCGGUUCCCCUCCCUAGUCUGCACCCCGCCUCCCCGCUUUGCAAAGCUGCUCCCGACAUGCUCUGAGCUGCGGAUCCCGGCGCCGGCCCUCAGCUCCGGACGGAUCCUUCGCUGAGACCCUCGGAGGCGCCAUGGCCGACUGGGCGCCCGCGCAGGCUCCGGAAUGGGACGCUGAAUCACGGGGCGCGCCGUCUUCCCUGCAGUCCCCCGCCGUCCUUGAGUGUCCAGUGGGGCAGGUGACGGAGGCGUCUGUCUGGACUCUGGUGGCCGCUGUCCAGGCGAUGGAGAGCAAAGUGGACGCUUUGACGUCUCGUCUGCUGAGCCUGGAGGGCAGGGCAGGGACGGCGGAGAAGAAGAUCUUUGAGUGCGAGAAGACGGAGCUGGAGAUUGGGAACCAGCUGGAGGGCAAGUGGACGGUGCUGGGGACCUUGAUCCAGGAGUACGGCUUGCUCCGGAGGAGGCUGGAGAACCUGGAGAACCUGCUCAAGAACCGGAACUUCUGGAUCCUGAGGCUCCCACCCGGGGUCAACGGGGAGGCCCCCAAGGUGACCUUUGAUGGCAGCGCCGCCUUUUCCCAGGAGGAGCGGGAGAAGAUGGAGGACUGGCAGAAGGAACUCUACAAGAACGUCCUGAAGGGGAACUGCGAAUACUUGAUCUCUCUCGAUUAUGCAAUCUCCAAACCAGAUAUUCUGUCCCGGAUUGAACGAGGGGAGGACCUGGGUCCUGGUGAACAGCAGGACGCGGACUCCAGGGAGAACCUCGGGGAUGCCAGCGUGGCUGAGAACCCCUUGCAGAAGCAAAGGAACCAUCAGAGAAGCGCAGCUCCAGCAUUUGUCCCAGGUUCUCCUGAGUCCAUCUCAGAGGCUGCCUCCUCCUCGCAGGUAAAACAAGAGCAGGAGCCCUUGGCUAAGGAGGAAGAGGAGGAGAGUCCAGGAAGCAAAACAGCCCCAGUUGACAGCUGGCUGAUACACCAAAAAUGCCGGUCGCCUGAGGAGCUGGAGCCCCACUGGACUCUGGCAGAGAGAUCGGAAGAGAAUGUCUACCAGGACGUGAACGGCAGCUACGGUCUUGGUCAAGCGUUACCCCAGGGCUUCGCCGAGCAAGUCUUCCCCGGGGCAGCAGAGAGGGAUCCUGUCCCCCCAAACGGACCUCACCUCCAGCGGGGUUCCCCUGAGCGGCCCUACAUCUGCGCCGACUGCGGGCACGCCUUCGUCCGGAAGGAGAAUUUCACCCGGCACCGCCGCUCCCACCUGGGCGAGAGGCCUUUCUCCUGCCUCGAGUGCGGGAAAGCCUUCGUCCACCAGUCGACGCUGACCACGCACUACCGCACCCACACCGGGGAGAAGCCCUACGGCUGCGCCGAGUGCGAGAAGCGCUUCGGCCGCCUCUCGACCCUGGUGGAGCACCAGCGGACGCACACCGGGGAAAAACCCUACGCCUGCGGCGAGUGCAAGAAGCGCUUCGGCCGCCUCUCGACCCUGGUGGAGCACCGGCGUACGCACACCGGAGAGAAGCCCUACCAGUGCGCCCAGUGCCACAAGCGCUUCACCCGUAUGACCAACCUGACGGUGCACCAAGACACCCACGGCGGGGAGAGGGCGUAUUCCUGCGCACGCUGCGGGAACAGCUUCCCCCAGAAGGCAGGUUUCCUCAAGCACCUGCGUUCCCACGCCCGGGAGAAGCUGCACCAGUGCCAGGACUGCACCAAGAGCUUCGCGUGCAGCUCCUGGCUGCUCCGGCACCAGGCGGCGCACUCGGGCGAGCGGCCAGAGGGUCGCUCCUGCUGCCACGUCUGCGGCAAGGCCUUCCGCUGCCAGCGAAGCCUGAAACUGCACGAGCGCAGCCACGCCGACGCAGCGGGCGGCCCGUGGGCAACGCAGCACGACAGCCAGGCUCCUUUCGUGAAAACGGAGGAGGUGGGGUGAUGGAAGGGGGCAAAGGGGCUGUAUGGUGAGGGUCUCCCCUUCUGGAAACUCCCCCCAAAAUUGAAGGCAGGCAGCCUGUCUGGCUCUGGCACACAGCUGACUUGGGUUAGCAAUAAAUCUGAUUGUUAUUUUUAUAUAUAUUCUUUAUUGAUAAUAAAAUGUAAUAUGGA
Messenger RNA from Podarcis raffonei (Aeolian wall lizard), 2103 nucleotides. RefSeq names its product zinc finger protein 777-like. Gene Ontology annotation, cellular component: nucleus. The coding region runs from base 140 to 1933 and encodes 597 amino acids. Lineage: Eukaryota; Metazoa; Chordata; Lepidosauria; Squamata; Lacertidae. The record is from RefSeq and is a predicted model, not a curated record. Gene Ontology annotation, biological process: regulation of transcription by RNA polymerase II; positive regulation of reciprocal meiotic recombination. Gene Ontology annotation, molecular function: recombination hotspot binding; histone H3K36 methyltransferase activity; histone H3K4 methyltransferase activity. The transcript has 6 exons.